Molecule: messenger RNA, 5849 nt
Organism: Betta splendens (Siamese fighting fish)
Lineage: Eukaryota; Metazoa; Chordata; Actinopteri; Anabantiformes; Osphronemidae
Product: SUN domain-containing protein 1-like
Exons: 23
Coding region: 929-4189 (1086 amino acids)
Biological process (GO): nuclear envelope organization
Cellular component (GO): nuclear envelope; meiotic nuclear membrane microtubule tethering complex
Molecular function (GO): protein-membrane adaptor activity
Source: RefSeq, a predicted model, not a curated record
CUGGGCUCUUGUUCAACCUGUCUCAUAAAUAAAGUCACAGGUUAGUAGUAGGAAAGAGUUGAACAGUGAAUGCUGAGGGUUCCCACUGCCUCUGAAGCUGUAGGACGUUGAUAUUUGAUUUGAGGCAUGAGGAGGUUUUGACAAGUUAAAAAAUGUUUAAUCAUGGCAGCAUUAAAACCGCAUGGCUGUUGGAUAUUUGUUUCAGUUUAUCCCUCAUUUCAGCUUUGGUCCUUUUGAUGCGGAUUUGAAACAUGAUUAAGAUUAUAGCUGCAGAUUGUGGUGGUGGAUUUUAGGGAAAACCAUCUGUUUCUCGUGCUGCCCCCUUUUUCCACCGUUUCUGUUGCGUUUCUGACUUUGCCCAAAUUACCUGCCUGCCUUUGUUUUGAGGGAGCAGUGAUGCAGCACCACAGGUGUUUUGUUAUGCAGCCGGCUAUCUUUUAAUGUUAAUGGGGUAAACAAAAAUGCAGCCUUUUUAAAAUGUUUCAAAAGUUAAAUAAACCCUACAUUUAUAUGGUAAUCAACGUAUUGGAGCUGGGUGUAUGUAUUACAAGGACUGCUGCGUGUGUCAUGGUAACACAUGGUAUUUGCACAGCCUGUUCACGCAGGUUUCACUGAGCAGCUCGAGCCUCAGGCCAGUGGUUUCCCGCCCAUUGCCUAAAACUCAGCCCCACCUCUUUCUAUUGGACUGGGUUUCAUAAUACCGGCUGCUCUGUGUGGAGCUCAGCCACAAAGUCACUGUAGCAGUCGCUCUCCUGGCGUGAAGUGCUAAAUAAAAAGCCGAGAGAGGAGGCUCGUCGCUCGCUCGCCCGCCUCCUGUCUCUACCAGCUGCUCCAGCCCGUCGCCGUCCAGGGGAGAAGAGGCCAGUCAUUCACUGCAGCUUCACGAGCGUCUGUAACGUCCGUCCGUCAGCAGCGAGCCAGAGCCAGCAUGCAGGAAGAGCUUAAGCAGAGAGGAAUGACCAUGGAUUUUUCGCAACUGCACACGUAUACACCUCCACAGUGUGCCCCAGAGAACACCGGCUAUACCUACUCCCUCAGCUCCAGCUACUCAACAGCGGCGUUAGAGUUUGAGCAGGAGCACCAGAUUGCUCCUGUGUACGAGUCGCCCAGGAUGUCACGGCGAAGCCUGCGUUUGCAGGCCAGUGCUGGUCACUAUGGAAACGAGAGCCUGGCUGAUAUGUCCCAGAACCACAGCAGCACCUACACCAGCACGAGAAGAGAGACGAGGACCCUGAGGAGCAGAAAACAACAGCAGUCCAAUUUGAACUCCCUGUCUCUAUCCCUAAGCCAAGUGGCCACACCACGGAAAACACUCUCAUUCUCAGCUGUCAGUACCCCCAUUGCAAGCAGCAACUUGGAGGAAAGCAGUGCACAUAAUGCAGCAUCCGAUGCAUCUCUGAACACUUUCACCGUGGCCCAGCCCCACCUGAGGCAACGAACCAUCACCUCCACCACAACAACCACCACUUCUACGUUUGUGGAUGGACACUGGGGGAGAAGUUCCAUCGCUGAUCACAGUUUAAGUAUCAAUGGCGACGCCAGUACGUCGAAGUCGCACGCCACAUCAGUCAAUGGUUACAUCUGCCACGACUGCUCCCUUCACUCUCAGAAAGACUCCUUCAUCACACAGUCAUCUUCAUCAGCAUCUCAGGCUGCAGAAGCUGCCACAGUUUCCCUCUCCUCCUCAUCUUCACCGUUCACAAGUAUUUACUCCAGAGACAGGAGUCAAAAAAACAAGACAGGUGUCCUGAUGUCAGUGUGCAACACGUGUGUGCGGUACAGCAAAAAGGUCCUGGCCCCUGUAGUGUCUUUAGUCACCGUGGUGUUCAGCAGUGUGCUCUGGCUGGGUUCAAGGGUCAGAAGCUCUCCAACAAAAGGUGUUCUUACGUCGUUUUCUGACUAUAUGAGACAAGCAGUGUCCUCCAGUUUGUCCCAACUGUGGCUGUUUAAGCAGAGCACCCUUCACAGGAUGAUGGGCCACAGGGCUAAUGGCUAUGAAGAACAAGGUACCAGCCGAGCUCACUCAAGCUUCUGUGGAAGCAUGAAUGUGAAGGAUCUGGUUACUGAAGAUGCAUCACAUCUCAAACUCAACGGUUCUCUCUGUGAUGACUGUAAAGGGAAGCAGUAUUCUGAGACACACACUGCCCUCCUCACAAAGUCCUCCAGGUCUCAGAGCCGGGUGGGGGCACUUUGGGGCCUCCUAGCUUAUACAGGCUCCUGUCUCCUCCAGCCUGGCUAUUGUGUGGUAAGAGUGGGCAAAGCUGUGGGUUCAGGGGUUGGGACAGUGGCUAAAACGCUGCUCUCACUGUUGUGGAUGCUCCUGACGGCUCCAGUGAAGGCAGGCAAAGGGCUUCUGUGGUUUUUUGCAUCAGGGUGGUACCGGCUUGUGUCUCUAAUGUCUAUCCUCAAUGUCUUCUUUUUAACACGAUGCCUUCCCAAACUCUGGAAGCUCCUGUUACUCCUGCUGCCCUUGUUGCUUCUCCUUGCUUUAUGGCUUUGGGGUCCGUCCACUGCUGCCUUCCUUGCCUACCUCCCAGCCAUUAACCUGACCGAGUGGCGACCUGCAUCUCCUUUAACCCUUCUGGCCAACUUCGUGCCAGAUUCUGCUCCAGUUAUCGACUCCAUCCCUGCACCAGAGACUCCACUGGAGAGGACCCCAGCCACACCGGUCUCAGAAGCACCAGCAGUCUACCCACCAGUAGCAAUUCCUAGUGUGGACUUGGAACGUCUAGAACGUGUUGAGAGUCAACUAGCCUUGCUGUGGGACCGAGUCCAGCAGGGUGACCAGAAGCAGGAAAAGAGGCACGGGGACAUCCUGGGUCUUUACAGCACCCUAAGGGAUCAGCUUCACACUCAGGCAGACAGAGAAAGCCUGGAACUCUGGAUUUCCUCCCUACUGGAGCAGAGGCUCGGCGUUCUGCGAUCAGAGCUGGAGCAGGAGAGUACACAGAGAGCACAGAGUGCAGAGCAGAAUAGCAAUCGUCAAGAAAUUCAGGCAGCACGGCUCGCUGAAUUGGAAUUACUGCUCAACGCUCUUGCUGCCAAGACAGAGGCGGUGCAGCAGAAGCAGCAUCAGUAUGAACGAAAGGUGGAGGAGAAAUAUAGUGAAGUCACUUCAUCAGCAGAAACAGCUGCUGUCAGUGUGGGUGUAAAGCAAGAGGACCAUGAUGCUCUGCUGGCAGAGGUUCAGAGGCUAGAGGUAGAUCUGGGUAAAAUCAGACAGGACUUGCAGGGUGUUGUUGGAUGUAGGGGCAAGUGUGAGCAGCUGACAACACUACAAGACACGAUAUCAGCUCAAGUGUCCUCACAGGUCCGCAAAGAGUUGCAAGCUCUGUUUUAUGGCAGUGCUGGGUCAGAAGGGGAGCAGGAACUACCGGAGUCAUUUAUCCACUGGCUAUCCCAGCGCUACGUGAGCACAUCUGACCUGCAAGCUGCUUUAGCCUCAAUGGAGCUAGGCAUCCUGAGAAACGUGUCCCUGCAGCUGGAGAUGAAUCGGGCCCAGACUCUGGGUGAGGCUGAAUCCCAAGCCAAAUCCAUCGUUCAGACAGUAACUAGUGCUGUGCAGCACAGUGCUGCUGUGGAGGGGAUGACAGAAGAGCAAGUGAAACUGAUUGUCCAGAAUGCUUUGAAGCUGUACUCUCAGGAUCGGACAGGUCUGGUAGACUAUGCCCUGGAGUCUGGAGGUGGGAGUAUUCUCAGUACCCGCUGCUCUGAGACGUAUGAGACCAAAACGGCCCUCAUGAGUCUGUUUGGUCUGCCCCUCUGGUACUUCUCACAGUCACCACGUGUUGUCAUUCAGCCUGAUGUGUAUCCAGGUAACUGCUGGGCAUUCAAAGGCUCUCAGGGCUAUCUGGUAAUCCGGCUUUCCUUAAGGAUCCUGCCCACAUCAUUCUGUGUGGAGCAUAUUCCCAAGAGUUUGUCCCCAACUGGAAACAUCACCAGCGCUCCUCGCAACUUCACUGUUUAUGGUCUAGAUGAUGAAUACCAAGAAGAAGGGAAGCUGCUGGGACACUACACAUACCAGGAGGACGGGGACUCACUGCAAACCUUCCCUGUUACAGAGCAGAACGACAAGGCCUUCCAAAUCAUUGAGGUCCGUGUUCUGUCAAACUGGGGUCACCCAGAAUACACCUGCCUGUAUCGCUUCAGAGUCCAUGGAGAACCCAGACCUCUGUCAACUAACCACUAACAUGAACGCUAUCCUUUAACCAAUCACCCUAAUUGUACAUAGCCCUCACCAACAUCACAAAGGGGACUCUGCUGCUUUGUGGACAUUUUUGUAUGCAAGACACUAAGACAGAGAAGUCAUGGAGUGUUUAAAGAAUGUGUCCAGAUGGAAUAGUGAAUAUGUGCUUUUGUAAUACUGAAAGAAAACCAGAAAAGGCUGUAUGAGGAGUGCUAAGAAGCAGAAGGAACGAGAAGAGGAACCGAACCACAGAAGCAGCUAAAAGUCCCAGUCCCCUUCUUAUGAAAGACCUCUUGCACUGAACUAACCCACUAGGGUGACAGGCUUCAUCGAGUGGACAAAUCCAUCCCCUUUUAACACCUACUUGUAGAGAAGGAAGAUUCUUGAAAAACACGGGACAUUUAGACGUAUCUCCAUCAUUUCCUCACACACUGUAUCUUUUUGUUAAUCAUCAGUUUUUACCUUUUUUAAUUUCACAGUUUGCAGUUGUAGUUUCAGGAUCAAAGCCACUGCGUCCUCACCUGUGACACUGUCCAAGCAUGUCACUCCCUUUGAACCACCUCCAGUGACAUUAACUGAGCUGUUGGAGCAGCCCAGAGGACCAAAGUACACCCACGAUGGGUGAAAACAAGACCCAUGCAAGGUUCCCUUAAUUCAAGACUUGGCAUCACACGUCCACAUAGCCAUCAUUGUUUUCCCUUGGAACUGAACAUGCUGCCUAUGGACAACCUUUGAAUGUUUUUUCCGAGGUGGAGGCUUGAUGGCAAGUCAUCCUUUAGUUAUACAGCACUAUGUUACCACUGGCCUGGGCUCUAUGAGUAUUAGGAAACUCUUAAUGCUAUGUACAUUAGAAAAAUAUGUAUGAUUAUGGAAGGACUUUGGGGUAAAUGCUAGCAUGUGACUCUUCUUACUCUAAACUGACAUGCAUCCUGGAUUUACAUGAGUGUCCUCUGAAGGUUUGAGUCCUGUGCCUGGACUUCACAUUACUAAUCAAUGUUGAAAGCUUGAUAAUAUAUAACUGCUCCUGUAGAUGAGUUGAUUGUUUUGUUUUAUUUAUAUCCAGGAGACUCUGUUCUGCUAGCUCAAUUAUAAACGUCCUCCUUCCUUGGGCUCCCUCUGUUCUGAAAACCAGAUGGAAUGUAAUCUGUAUAUUUUAUUGUUGAUAUUUUGUCAUUUCUAAGAUCUGCAUUCAUCAGUGUUGUUUUGUAAGAAAACAUCCUGUUGUUGUUGUUGUUGUUAUUAUUAUUAUUGUAUUACUGCUUUUAUUUCAACUGUCACUCAUGGGGUUUUGCUUCUCUCUUUUUUGUGGGUUAUCGAUGAUGUUGGAGGAUGCACUGCACAGAAACGUGUUAGAAUGUACACAGGUCUUCACAAUUUGUUGAAAAAUGAGGUUUGUGUAGUUACAAAUUACGUUAGCAAAUGCGAGAGGUCGAAAAUGUCAUGUAUAAAAAAUGGUAUGUCCAAAUUUAUUUAUUAACCAGUGUGAAUUGGUGACCGCAAGAUAUUGGUUACUGCAAUGUAUAUUUUGUCAAAAGCUCUUCAGUGCAUUUUGGAACCAUCUUGGGACUUUUUUUUAAGAUAAAUGGCUAUUUUUGUUCAGUCAUGAGAUGACUUAACUGCUUUGGAAUAUAUUCCAAUAAAGACUUUAAUUUUGAAGAACUUA